Paramecium pentaurelia is the source of this 2138-nucleotide messenger RNA. NCBI's taxonomy places the organism in Eukaryota, Ciliophora, Oligohymenophorea, Peniculida, Parameciidae. The record is from the annotation of a GenBank genome assembly.
AAUGAAAGUAAUUGCCAUUUUAAUUAUUUUGAUCCUUUCAAUUAAUGGUGAGAAUAGACUCAAAGAAAAAAUAGAUGAAAACGAUGGUCUAUUAUUAUUGGAUAGAAAUAAUUAUGAUUAUGCAAUAGCAAAAUAUCCAAAAUUAAUUGUUCUUUUUACAACUUAUGGUUGCAAUUUAUGGUAUAAAAUAAUAAAUUCUAUAAUUAGUUUACAGUUGAAAUCCACAUUCAUUGAAUUAGCAAAAAGAUUAAGAGAAUAUGAAAUUUAUGUGGCUGAAGUAAUAGCAUGUGAGAAUAGAGCACUUUCAAUUAGAAUGAAUAGUACAUCAUAUCCAGCUGCUUAUAUGUAUAAUGAGGGUGAAAAAUCUGUAUUUCCUAAUGAUAAUGAUUUGGAAUUAUUAUUUGAGUAUACUUUACAACAUUCGUAUGGAUUAAUCACAUAAUUGGAUUUAUAAAAAGAUGUAAUUAAAGUGAUAUAAAAUUUAGAUUGACUUAUUUAUCAAAAGGUCUAAUAUUGCAGUUUUAUCAUAUUUUACUAUUAAUGAGAUAGCUGAUAUUGCCAUUAAAAUGCCUUAAAUUAAAUUUGGAAUAAUUAAUCAAAAGAUAAAUCCUAAAAUUCAUUAAGCAUUUAUAACCAAUAAAGCAUUAUCCAAAGAAAUAUAUUUUAAUGGAUAAUUAGAAGAAUUUUAUGACUUUAUAGAUAAAAAUGCUUAUCCUUUGGUUUUUUCUUUAACUGAGGAAGAAUUUAAAAAAGUAGAAGCUGAAGAAAUACCAAUAAUUGGUAUGGUGUUAGAUCCUAAUCAAUUUAAUGAUUAUAUACAAAGUUAUUAUGAGAUAGUUGCAUAAGAAUUCAAGGGUAAGUUAAGAUUUGUGUUGAUUAAUACAAAAAAUGAAUUGACUGUAAGAAGAUUUUAAUAUUUUGUUGGAUAAUCAUUAGAAUAUAAAAGAAUUUACUAUUAUAAUUUAUAUACAAAAUAUACAGUAAGUUUACCUUAUGAUGAAGGUUCUAUCCCUACAUUUAGAAAGAUAGUUGAAUAAAUAUAAAUAUAUUCAGAAUCAUUUUGGGAAGGAGAUGGAUAUGUUCAUGAUUUAAUUCCAUUAAACUAUUAAAUUUAGAUUAAUAAAAAUCCAAAUCAUAUUAUUUUAUUUAAUGAAAAGAAUGCUUGUGAUUUAUGUUUUGGUUUUAAUGAUAUUUUUAAUGAUUUAUCAAUUAAAUAUCAGCACAGAAAUAAUUUGGUUUUUGCUAAAUAAAAUAGAAGUUUAAAGCCAAUAAGAGAAAUAAUAGUUGAAGAGAUUCCUUCUGUUUAUAUAUAUUUGAAAUAAGAUGGAUUGGUUAAUUUAGUGAUUUAUAAAGGUGAAUUGUCAGAAGAGGCCAUUUCAUAAUAUAUAGAAGAACAUAUUCCAUUUACCAAAUUUUAGUAAGGGUCUUUUCCUUAAACAUCUGGUAAUGAAAUAGAUAAUUCAAAUUUUGAUAAAUUGAUUUUGAAUAAUGAAAAACCAGUUUUAUUCUUAUUUUAUUCUCCAAAUUGUGAACAUUCUAAAGCAGCAAAUUAAUUAUUUGAAUAAAUAAAUCCUCUUUUUGAAAAUAAAGUAAUAUUCUGUAGAACAGAUGCAACAAAGAAUUAAUUUGAAGGAUUUAAUAUGAAUUCUUAUCCUUCAAUAUUUUUUAUUACUCCAAAAGGAAGACAGAUUAUAAAAUAUGAUUCUCAGUAAAGAUCCAUAGAAAAAUUAGUAGAAUUUAUAAAUGAAUAAUUGCAUAUAAAAAAUAAUUAUGAGACUUUAAUCAAUAAUGGAAAAGUUAUAAGUGUAACAUCUGAUACAUUCUAAGAUAUUGUAAUAAAGAGUAAGUAACAUGUACUAGUUAAAUUUUAUGCUCCUUGGUGUGGACAUUGUAAAAAUAUGGCAAAAGAAUAUGAAGAAUUAGCAGUCUUAUUUAGAGGAAAUAAGGAUGUUUUAAUAGCAGAUAUGGAUUGGACUCAGCAUUAAGUUCCUACUGUAAGUAUUAGUGGAUUUCCAACAAUGAUUUUAUUUUAUAAAGAUGGAAACUCAGUUGAAUAAAUAAAAUAUAAUAAAUAAAGAUAAGCAAAAUAGAUGAAAUAGUUUAUUGAAGAAUUAAUGAAUUAACAUGAUGAAUUAUGA